GGGCAACAGGCGGCAACCUACCACUGGACAGGGGCCUCGGCAACAGACGGCAACCUACCACUGGGCAGGGGCCUCGGGCAACAGAUGGCAACCUACCACUGGGCAGGGGCUUCGGGCAACAGGCGGCAACCUACCACUGGGCAGGAGCCUCGGGCAACAUGCGGCAACCUACCACUGGGCAGGGGCCUCGGGCAACAGACGGAAACCUACCACUGGGCAGGGGACUCGGGCAACAGACGUCAACCUACCACUGGGCAGGAGACUCAGGCAACAGACGGCAACCUACCACUGGGCAGGGGCUUUGGGCAACAGGCGGCGACCUACCACUGGGCAGGGGCCUCGGGCAACCACUGGGCAGGGGCCUCGGGGACUCAACGGGACUCUAGCUGUGGAGACUGGCCACAGCACAGCUCCCACCCAGCUUUCUAGGGUCAUUGGGUUCACAGGGACUCAACAGGUAGCGAUGGCUCAAGCACUCAGGGGCACCACAGGUAGCUAUACUCUGGGCAUGCCAUCAGGACACGGGUGGUCAGUGCACACACAGCGGGGCGGUUCGGAACACGGGUGGUCGGUGCACACAUCGGGACAGUUCAGAACAUGGGUGGUCGGUGCACACAACAGGAACAGUUCAGGAC
This is a messenger RNA of Staurois parvus, 635 nucleotides long. The record is from the annotation of a GenBank genome assembly. NCBI's taxonomy places the organism in Eukaryota, Metazoa, Chordata, Amphibia, Anura, Ranidae.